Molecule: messenger RNA, 645 nt
Organism: Rotaria socialis
Lineage: Eukaryota; Metazoa; Rotifera; Eurotatoria; Philodinida; Philodinidae
Source: the annotation of a GenBank genome assembly
AUGUCUGAUGUAGAAAAACUCUGUUCAACGAUAGAAACUCGUCCUGAUAAUAAUUCUAUAGGUCGAUUAACACAUUUAUUAAAUACUGAUGAAACAAUUGAUCACGAAAAAAUUCUUAAUCAAUGUGGGAAAUAUUUAAGCGGAAUUAAUUUAGAAGAAUUUUUUGAAUUAAUACUUAAAAAAAAUCAAAUAAAUUUAGUCGAAAAAUAUCUUCGAAAUGUCGAAGAUAUUAGUGAAAAACAAUUAAUACAAUCAUUAAAUUUAUCAUUUGAUUAUUUAUUAUUAAUAUUAACAAAACGAUAUGAUUAUUGGUCGUUAACAAAUGCAAUGAAAUUAUAUUUCAAUUCAUCAAAAUCUGUUGAGCUCGGUGAACAACUAGUUUCAUAUCUGAUUCAUUUUCAGCAACCAACAUCAUCGAUAAUUGAUUGGCUUUGUGCAUUAAUUGAUGCACAUUUUUCAUCAUUUGUUCUUGCGAAAUGGAAUAAAAUUCAUUUAAUUGAGAAAUUUGUUCAAGAUCGUUUAAAUACAUUUGAUUUACUUCAAGGCCUCAACACAAUCAAAAAAACAACAUCAUCAACAACAACAACAACAAAUAAAAAGACUCUUGACAAUUUAUAUAUUCUUCAAAGGAUUCAUUUUAAAUAA